Nilaparvata lugens (brown planthopper) is the source of this 776-nucleotide messenger RNA. RefSeq lists its product as uncharacterized. Bases 118 to 552 code for a protein of 144 amino acids. The transcript is spliced from 3 exons. The record is from RefSeq and is a predicted model, not a curated record. NCBI's taxonomy places the organism in Eukaryota, Metazoa, Arthropoda, Insecta, Hemiptera, Delphacidae.
GUCCAAACCUCCUUUGCUGCUUCAGUCGCUUAACAGUGUUGGUGUCAACUAAGAGAACUUCUGGUUUUUAUUUAUUUCAAAAUUUUGUGAUCAAUCUUCAACUUUUCGUCAUCUGAAAUGGGUUGGAUUACACAGACGGUGUUCGUCGUAGUUAGCCUGGCGGCCGCCGCUUGGAGCCGUGAAGUGCCGACAGCAGCACAGUCGGCCGCGGUGGCAGGAGCCGCAGCCCAGGGAUCGCCUCUGCGUGUCAGCUCAGAUCUACUCGACCAGGACAGUCCACACCAGGCGACGCGAGGCGCCAAACGGGAGUUGGGAGACGUCGCUUAUCACCAUGGGGGUCAUCACAAGCAUGCCACCUCCUACCAGCACUUUGUGCUGCACAGCUAUCAUCCCAAGAAGGUGAUCUACCACAAGAAACAUGGUCACCAUCAUGAUGCUCCCCCCUCCUACCAACCUGUCCCCCAUCACCCCAUUGCUCCUCCCCACCACAGUCCAGUGCCUGUCUAUGAUGAAGGAAUCACCGUUGAUGAUGAGUCAUAUCCAGCCUACUAGAUGCUUCUAGAUGCUACUAGAUGCUUCCAGAUGCUUCUGGAUGCUACUAGAUGCCACUAGAUGCAUCUAUAUGAUCCUAGAUGUCUUCUACAAGAUUCUAGAUGCUUCCAGAUGCUUGCUACUAGAUGCGUCUAGAUGCUACUAAAUGUAUUCUAGGUGCCUCUAGAUACAACUAGAUGCUUCCAGAUGCUACUGGAUCCUACUAGAUUCCUUCUAGAUUCCAC